UAGCAUCAGUCCGGCAACAGUUUCGGCGGGUGAGAGAAAGAGAAGCCCUCUCCCAAAAACCAACCACCAACAGCUCUCAUUCUGGUGCAUCCGGACCAAACAGAGCUGUCACAGAAGCAUAUGAGUGCAUUCUUUGUGCGGAGACGUUUCAGCAACCCAAGUUGUUUCCCUGUGGCCACACAUUUUGUGGACCUCCACGCAAAUGUAUUUCAAGUUUGAUGAAUAUGGACAAUCCCAAAUGUCCAGUUUGUCAGGCGGAUAUCGGCCACUUGGUCAUCGCGAAUCUCGCGUCUAAUUACACUGUCAUGGCUAUGAUUGAGGAGAUGAAAAAUACCCCAAACACCUCGGCAUCCGGGUCAAACUCUGAUAUCAACUUGAUCUGCUCCGACUGCGACAGACUGCUGACUGGUAACUCAGACUGGAUCGAAAAUCACAAAGGCCAUAAUGUCCGGCCAGUCGAUAUUCAAGAAAUGCGGACCAAUGUCAGGAAAGAAACGGACAUGAUGAUAUCUGCAAUUCAUACCUCAGCAAUCGAGGAAAUCCGCGUGAUUCAAAACAGGCUGAUAAGCAUGUCGAAUGAUCUCAAAAGUAAACAAAAAAAUAUUGGAAAUAUGUCUGCAAGCGAGCUGUCUGCAUUUUCUCGGAGCCUGAAGGAUAACAAAAUUCAGAUCGAGAACGAAAAGAAAAAGCUCUUCCAAAAGGCGUGUGAGAUAAAAGAAAUGAAGAACUUCAUGGCUAAUGACCUAUCUAUCGACUUUUUUCUAAAUUAA
Symsagittifera roscoffensis is the source of this 770-nucleotide messenger RNA. RefSeq lists its product as uncharacterized. Lineage: Eukaryota; Metazoa; Xenacoelomorpha; Acoela; Convolutidae. The record is from RefSeq and is a predicted model, not a curated record. Bases 219 to 770 code for a protein of 183 amino acids. The transcript is spliced from 3 exons.